CCGGCGGGGAGCAGCGAUUUGCCGCCCGCCCGGCCGGGCCGCAGAGCCGCGGGGCCCCAAUUCACUGUGCGGGGGUCGCCGGGGCUCCGGAUGCCGGGAAUCCCUGCCGCCGCCGCCGCUGUCCGGAGACCCCGGGCAGAUUACUCCCAAAUAAUAAAAGAAAGAAGCUGAAAGAAGAAAAGCCGGAAGACCAGCUUGGCCUUUCCCCAGGGACUGGUCCCACACUAGGUGUGGACACGUGGGGCCCUGGCCGGAGGAUCCCCAGUGCCGCGGGCUGUGGAUAUUUUGGGGUCUGACCAUGCCGCCACCGGCAGACAUCGUCAAGGUGGCCAUAGAAUGGCCCGGCGCCUACCCCAAACUCAUGGAAAUCGAUCAGAAAAAACCACUGUCUGCAAUAAUCAAGGAAGUGUGUGAUGGGUGGUCUCUUGCCAACCAUGAAUACUUUGCACUGCAACAUGCUGACAGUUCAAACUUCUAUAUCACAGAAAAGAAUCGCAAUGAAAUAAAAAACGGCACUAUUCUACGAUUAACUACAUCUCCAGCUCAGAAUGCCCAGCAGCUCCAUGAACGCAUUCAGUCUUCAAGUAUGGAUGCCAAGCUGGAGGCUCUGAAGGACUUGGCCAGCCUGUCCCGGGAUAUCACGUUCGCUCAGGAAUUCAUCAACCUGGAUGGCAUCUCUCUCCUCACCCAGAUGGUGGAGAGCGGCACUGAACGAUACCAGAAAUUGCAGAAGAUUAUGAAGCCUUGCUUUGGGGACAUGCUGUCCUUCACGUUGACGGCCUUCGUAGAGCUCAUGGAUCAUGGCAUCGUGUCUUGGGACACGUUUUCGGUGGCGUUCAUUAAGAAGAUAGCAAGUUUUGUGAACAAGUCGGCUAUGGACAUCUCAAUCCUGCAGCGGUCCUUGGCCAUUUUGGAGUCCAUGGUGCUCAAUAGCCAUGACCUCUACCAGAAGGUGGCACAAGAGAUCACCAUUGGCCAACUCAUUCCUCAUCUUCAAGGAACCGAUCAGGAAAUUCAAACCUAUACCAUCGCUGUCAUCAAUGCACUCUUCCUGAAAGCUCCUGACGAGCGCAGACAGGAAAUGGCAAAUAUUUUGGCUCAGAAGCAGCUGCGUUCCAUCAUUCUAACACAUGUCAUCCGUGCCCAGCGGGCCAUCAACAACGAGAUGGCCCACCAAUUAUAUGUUCUCCAAGUGCUCACCUUCAACCUCCUGGAAGACAGGAUGAUGACCAAAAUGGACCCCCAGGAUCAGGCUCAAAGAGACAUCAUAUUUGAACUUCGAAGAAUUGCUUUUGAUGCGGAGACUGAACCUAAUAAUAGCAGCGGCAGCGUGGAGAAACGCAAGUCCAUGUACACCCGGGAUUACAAGAAACUUGGCUUCAUUAAUCAUGUCAACCCUGCCAUGGACUUCACCCAGACUCCUCCUGGGAUGCUGGCUCUUGACAACAUGCUGUACUUCGCCAAACAUCACCAAGAUGCGUAUAUUCGGAUUGUUCUGGAGAACAGCAGCCGAGAAGAUAAGCAUGAAUGUCCCUUUGGCCGCAGUAGUAUAGAACUGACCAAGAUGUUAUGUGAGAUCCUGAAAGUUGGUGAGCUGCCCAGCGAGACCUGCAAUGACUUCCAUCCGAUGUUCUUCACCCAUGACAGAUCCUUUGAGGAAUUUUUCUGCAUCUGUAUCCAACUCCUGAACAAAACCUGGAAGGAGAUGCGAGCAACUUCUGAAGAUUUCAACAAGGUAAUGCAGGUGGUGAAAGAGCAGGUUAUGAGAGCUCUUACAACCAAGCCUAGCUCCCUGGACCAGUUCAAGAGCAAACUACAGAACCUGAGCUACACGGAGAUCCUGAAAAUCCGCCAGUCUGAGAGGAUGAACCAGGAGGAUUUCCAGUCUCGCCCGAUUUUGGAACUAAAGGAGAAGAUCCAGCCGGAAAUCCUAGAGCUUAUCAAGCAGCAGCGCCUAAAUCGUCUGGUGGAGGGGACCUGCUUUAGGAAGCUCAACGCCCGGCGGAGGCAAGAUAAGUUUUGGUAUUGUCGGCUUUCACCAAACCAUAAGGUCCUGCAUUUUGGAGACUUGGAAGAAAGCCCCCAGGGAGAGGUGCCUCAUGAUUCCUUGCAGGACAAACUGCCAGUAGCCGAUAUCAAAGCGGUGGUGACUGGAAAGGACUGCCCUCAUAUGAAGGAGAAAGGUGCCCUUAAACAAAACAAGGAGGUGCUUGAACUUGCUUUCUCUGUCUUGUAUGACUCCAACUGCCAACUGAACUUCAUUGCUCCUGACAAGCAUGAGUAUUGCAUCUGGACAGAUGGGCUGAAUGCACUGCUUGGGAAAGACAUGAUGAGCGAGCUGACGCGGAAUGACCUAGACACCCUGCUCAGCAUGGAGAUCAAGCUCCGCCUGCUCGACCUGGAAAACAUCCAGAUCCCCGACGCGCCUCCUCCCAUCCCCAAGGAGCCCAGCAACUAUGACUUCGUCUACGACUGUAACUGAAGUGGCCAGGACCGACAUGCACCUCCAGGCUGGAAGUCUGGAAGUUUAGCAGGAGAGAAGAAGGAAACACGCCCAUCCCUUGGCAUCACAUUUCAGUAGAGAGAAGCUGCAGAUCCACCCUUCCUUUGACCUCAACUCUAGCUCAAGCUUUUCCAACCCUUCCUGGUACCAUGUCCACUCUUAGAAUCUGUUUUCAGACUCACUGCUUUAAGUUCUGGUUCACUACAGUUCACUGGUGGGACAGAGUUAACAACCACCACUCAUAAGAAAGCCAAGGGGCCUUUCCAUCCUCACCUGUGGCAGGCAUGACCCUCCUUGCUGAGUAAGAAAACAGUUAAAGCUGCCCCAGAACUUGCCCACCAAACCAAGGCCUGUCUCUAGAAGAAAUAGCCCAGCUAUCUGAUCAGAAGACUAAAUGCCCCAUCUUCCUCCCCGCCUCUUUCUAGGGUCAGCGCAAUACCACCAGUUCUAUUUAAGUUGAGAUCUGCUUUUAGAUCUCCUCCUUCCCUCCCUCUCCCCUGCCUUGGCCUUGCCCUGGUCCUCUCUGGUCUCAAGAACAGUGACCAUAACCUCAUCAUAGUCUUGGCCAGCAUCGAGCCUCCCAAACAGGAGCCCAUGCCUGCACCAUGUCUGCACUGUGACCUCACCCUAUUCCCUCCAUGCUAGCUAGUCUUGGGCUUCCUCUCCCUGCCCCAGCCCAGACCUGCCUUCAUCUCCACACGCGCUACCAGCCUCUUAGCACAAAGCACAACUGAAAUCAGUAGUCACGCUUCAUCUCUAAUAAACUAAACCUAAAUGCCUCUAAGACAGGCAGUUGCUACCCAAGGGUUUGGUGUCACCUUGCUCCUGUUGCAACCCAGGUUCCACGGGAUGGUCAAGCCGUCAGACAUCCAAGUUUACAUCGUUGUAAUUAUUAUAGGUAUUUACAAUUUGCAAGGGUUUGGGGUUAUUUUUUCUUUUGCUUUUUUUUUUUGUACAAAAGAGUCUAACAUUUUUUUGCCGAACAGAUAUAUAUUUAAUGAAAAGAAGAGAUACAUAAAUGUGUGUACUUUCCAGGGUUUUUUUUUAAUUAUUUUAAUCCCAAACAUCUUUCUGAAAAUAACAUUCCCUUAAACAUGCUGUGGAAUAAAGUUAACUGUGAUGAGUUGG
This is a messenger RNA of Dipodomys spectabilis (banner-tailed kangaroo rat), 3631 nucleotides long. RefSeq names its product engulfment and cell motility 1 (gene Elmo1). The record is from RefSeq and is a predicted model, not a curated record. Lineage: Eukaryota; Metazoa; Chordata; Mammalia; Rodentia; Heteromyidae. Bases 299 to 2482 code for a protein of 727 amino acids. Gene Ontology annotation, biological process: cell motility; actin filament organization. The transcript has 23 exons. Gene Ontology annotation, cellular component: guanyl-nucleotide exchange factor complex; plasma membrane.